Messenger RNA from Hemibagrus wyckioides, 9549 nucleotides. It is a transcript of the gene filip1l, whose product is annotated as filamin A interacting protein 1-like. The transcript is spliced from 4 exons. The coding region runs from base 385 to 3291 and encodes 968 amino acids. NCBI's taxonomy places the organism in Eukaryota, Metazoa, Chordata, Actinopteri, Siluriformes, Bagridae. The record is from RefSeq and is a predicted model, not a curated record.
UCGAAAGAACAAGAGCAGUUGCUGCAGCCAGGCAAACAACAAAAAGAAUGAGCUGACAGAGCAGACAACAUUAGGGAACAGCAGGGAUCUCUCUCAUGAUGAUCUCCUUCUCCUGCUGAGUAUCCUGGAGGGAGAGCUACAGGUAUCAAUGAACGGAAUGCAAUCAAAGCCAGAGAUGAGGUGAUCACAGUGUUGAGGGCAGAAAAGACAGACCUGGCAUUACUGGAGGCCCACUAUGGCUUUGUGACUCCUCCCAAAGUCCUUCAGGCCCUGCAGCGAGACACCAUACUAGGCAAAGGUCAUGGCUGGCAGGAUGACAUCUAUGAGAAGCCAAUUGCAGAGCUGGACAAGCUUGUGGAGAAGCAGAAAGAGACAUACAGUCAUAUGCUGGAACAGCUUCUGCUAGUAGAACAGGCACACAAACAGACACUCUACAGACUAGAGGAUGAGAAGCAAAAUCACAGCGAGUACAUGAAAAAAAGUGAUGAGUUCACCAGCCUUCUGGAGCAGGAAAGAGAAAGAUUGAAACUGCUCAAUGAUCAAGAAAAGUCUUACCAGGAAAAAAGAGAGGAAGAGAAUAACAGGAAGAUCACCAAUCUUAAAGAAGAAUUGACUAAACUAAAGUCAUUUGCCCUCCUGAUUAUUGAUGAACAGCAGUGUGUUUCAGAAAAGCUAGUUCAGCAAACUGCAAGGGUUCGAGAGCUGCAAGCUGCUGCCAGAGAGGCCCAAGAGGAGCUAAGCUCUGUACAGUCCAGGGCACAAAAAAUGGAGAGCAAAGUGCUGCAUUUACAGACUGAAUUACAUGACCAGGCUGUUCAGUUCCACCAAGAAAAGGAAGCCAUGAGCAUCAAACUGGCUGAUGAGAAUAGCCAAAAUAGGCAUUUGCAUCAGAAACUGUCUACUCUUUGUCAAGAAAUGGAUGAGCUUGAAAAGACAAACAAGGCUCUUCGCAGGGCAGAAGAGGAACUGCAGGAGUUAAGGGACAAAAAGAGCAAAGGGGAGAUUGGAAACCCUAGCCUUGUGUCAGAAGUGGAAGAGUUGAGAAAACGAGUGGUUGAAAUGGAAGGAAAAGAUGAGGAAUUGAUCAAGAUGGAGGAUUUGUGCAGGGACCUCAAUAGGAAGCUGGAGAGGGAGGCAAUCCAGAAUCGUAGCCUGAAAACAGAGGUAGACAAGUUAAAUCACAGAAUUCCAGAUAUUGAAAAAUUAGAAUAUGCCUUUAUACAGAGCAAACAGGAAUGUAGCUCACUUAAGUGCAAUCUAGAAAAAGAAAAGGCAGUAUCUAAACAUAUGUGUAAUGAACUAGGUAACCUUAGGAUCAGGAUCAAAGAAUUUGAAGCUGCUGAAAGUCUUUUAGAAAAAACAGAGUGGACACUAAAGGAAGAUCUUACAAAAUUGAAAACACUAACAGUUAUGCUUAUUGAUGACAGGAAAAACAUGGCAGAGAAACUGAAGCAACUCGAAAAUAAGUUUCAAGAUAGUACUGACAAACUUCAGGCUGAACAGGACAAAGUCACAUUAGUGACAGAGAAGCUGAUUGAAGAAAGCAAGAGAGCAUUGAAGAUCAAGGUUGAAAUGGAGGAAAAAAUCUGCAUCACCGCCAAGGAAAGAGAGGAACUUAAGGUCAAGAUAAAAGCUGAGGAAGAGAAAAGCAAUGCCCUUCAGUCUAAAGUAAGCUUGAUGAAGAAGAGGCUUCAGUCCUUAGAAGCUGUUGAAAGGGAGUUUUUGAAGAACAAAGUAAAACAAGAGAACACAAAGGGACCCAUCCAAAAUGGCUUCCAACAAGAAAACAACAAAAUGAAAGAUUUAACACAGGAAGUAGAAUGGCUCAAGAGGAAACUCAGAGAGAUGAAUGUGGUAGAAGAAGAUCUUUUGAAGACACAAAAUGAGGGUGAAUCAUUCGAAAAGAGAUACUCAAAUGAAAAAUCCCUAACUGAAGAAUUAGAGAUUGCAAGGAAGGAGCUAUAUAAAUACCAAAUGGUUGAAAAAGAAAAUUUCAACCAAGAACACAUUCUAUAUAAGCAGCUGAAAGAAGAAGAGGCCAAGUCCAGUCAUCUGACCAAAGAGGUGGAAGCAUUAAAGGAAAAGAUACACAAUUACAUGGGCACAGAAGAGUCUAUCUGCAACAUGAAAACAAAAUAUGCAACUCUGCAGAGAAAGCUUACCCAGCAAGAAAUUAGAAACAAGGAACUUGUCAGGGAGAAGGAGAGCUUAACAAGAGAGCUAGAGCGAUAUCGUCGCUUUAGCAAGAGCCUCCGGCCUGGCAUGAUUGGGAGACGGUUCUCAGACCUCCAAGUCUCUACAAAGGAGGUUCAGACUGAAUCACCAAAUGGCCCUACUUAUAAAAACCUUACUCUUCUAGAGCAAGCUGUGGAGAAUGAGAACAUGUAUAAGGAAAGCAAUCAACAUUAUGAACCCAAUUAUAAUGAGAUGAAUCCAGCUAAAUGUGGUACCUCACUCAAAAACAAUAAUAACCACCAGAACAACACAAAGCAAAUUAGAAAUCCUAUUUUAAACAGUGUAGAGAAACAGCAACUUAUUAAUUGCAAAAUGCAAAACACACAAAAUGGAUCUCACAUUCAGCAAGGGGUCACCCAUAACUUGAGCCAGCAUCUACGCAUCAAGAAGACACCAGAUAAUAGCCAUAACACAGCUACCUUUGAGAUUACAAAUGCUACUUCAGAGAAUUCUCAGUCUUAUUCCACUACAGCAGUUAUCCCAAAUGGUAAUUGUACCAGGAAACAACAAAUUACCAUUACCCAAAAUGCACCAGCCUCACCACAGAAUAAUAAGUGUCAUCCUUCGACUGAAAGCUUAUUCACAUCUGAACAGUCAAUGACACCACACAGUACUACAACCUAUUCACAAACAGUGAUUUCUGAAUUCACAAGUUUAUUGACACCAAACAGUGCAAUGUUACCUACAGAUAUAACAACAAUCACAACAGGAGGUUAUGACAGAUCACAGGAGACUGAUAUCAAUGCAAGUCACACUGUCUUCUGUGAAACACCACAGAGGCAAAAUAACUGGCAUGCACAUAGUUAUAAUAGCUCAAGCCCAAGUGUCAACAAUAAUGAAGACAACAAACUACCUAUUCACUUAGGCAUCCCUUACCCCCCGACUAUCAACAAUACUGAACCACCCUGCUAUUCUCCUGGACAGGAGCAAAAAUCCUCAGAAUUAACCAGUGGUAUCCUUACCAAAGUUAACAGCAAAACUGUGAGUAGCCUCGGGAUAAAGCCUGCCUCCACACCAAUCCCACAACCAUCACAAAGUACAGUAAGUAGUGUCUAGAACUGACCUAGACCCAACAUUGAUUGGCAAUAGCUGCCUUUGUGAAUUGAUUCAAUUCAAUACUCAAUUUAUGACUGAAAAAACUAACUUUUGUAUCUCUGACCUGGGAAAAAUAUGUACUGAAACAUAACAGAAACACCUUAGGCAAUAAUAUGCCUGGGUUACACAAUGUCUUUCUUGGGCACUGUAAAUCCUAGCCACAUGAGGUUGGUGUUGCUCGAAAGCUACAUAAGAGUUCUGAUUGGCUGUUUUAAUUUGGUCAUGCAACCAUAUAACCUUUAAUUCAUGCUGAUCAUUCUGAUAUGACAUCUUGUUCUCAAUUUUAACUGGUUUGUGCCAAUUGGACACUUGUGUUUAAACAGUGUAAUUGCAUUAGAUGCAUUAUUAAUAGAAUUCUGAUUACAUUGUGAAUCACCCAUUUCCAUAAUGUGUCAAUGUGGUUGCCAGUGGUAUUUUUUACUAUGAUGUUUGUAACUAUGGUUCGUUUGGAUUUGGCUAAUUCCAAAUUAUAUGUGUGCAUCAUCCAAAAAAGAGAAAAAUAUAUUAAAACAAAUCACUGCCAUCACUGAAUCAUAUUUCUGGAUAAGCUUUAUGCACUUUUUGCAUUUAGUACAAUAGUCAAUUUACCAUUAUAAUGGUACAUUUUCAUUUACCACUUUAUGAACAAUUGCUAUAUGUGGUCAUUUUAUAAAUGUUUCUAGGAAAAGCAACAGCAGGGUAAAGGGAGAAACAUCCAGGGAUUCAGUGUUUUGAUUGGCUGAUAUAAUUUCACAUACUGACCUAAUAUUACUACAGUUCUAGUUCAAUAAAAUAAAAUAAAAUUUUAUUUCUAUAAGGCUUUUAAAACAUGGACAUUUAAAACAUGGUCAGAAAGCUGCUUUAUUUCCUGUGAUACCCAGAGGUGAAACAUUUAAUUUGAAUCACUGAACUUGUGGAAGUGAAAUAAUACGCACUGAAAUGUCCUGUCAAUUAUUAAAGGUUGUAUUUUAAAAACUUGAAUAUUUAAUAUUGAAAACAAUGCAAUUUUGUGUCUCUACUUGAAAAAUUCACAGAUUAAUUAUGCAAACACAUUGAAUUCACAGCUUAAUUAUGCAACCAUGUUGAACUGCAGAACCUUAAAAUGCAAGCACUGUUAAUACGAUGGAUAUUUUUUCAGUUACUGCUAUUCAGAAGCAUUUUUGCUUCAAAUACUUUUGUCACUAUUUUACUUCCAUGUCAUAUCACUUGCAGACCAAGCCAUCUUCUUGGUUUAUUAUUUUCUAUUUGGGUGGAGUGAUAUGUUUAUAUCAUUAUUUAUAUGUUUAUAUAAUUAUCCAUGCUAUGUGAAAUACUUUUAAUUUAAUUUGAUGCUAUUUAAGUUGUAACUUUGGAGUGUUUUACGGUACGUGUGAUCAUUAUAUCUAGAGACUAGCUCUAAUUAUAUUUAUUUUAAGUUGAGCUAUAUUAUCUAUGAGUGUAGCUAAAUAUUGUCCUGGUUACCUGUUCAAGGUCUUUGGGCUCAGAUGGUGAAUCAGUCAUAGCUGAUAAUAAUGUGAGAGGAAAGUGAAGAAGAGAAUAACAAAAAGGUCAUGAUCAUCUUAAAUAGAAAUAAAUGGAAGUUAUUUGUUAUUGAUUAACUGCGGUGUGUCACAGAACAGCUGGCUCAGCAAGCUUCUGCCAGAGAGGCCCAGGAGGAGCUGAAAUUUGUCCAGACCAAGGCACAAAAAAUGGAGAGCAAAGUACUACAACUUGGAGGCUAAAUUACAUGGCCAGGCUGCUCAGUUGUCAUGAGCACCGAACUUGCUGAAACGAAUAGCCUAAAAAUGGAUCUGUGCCAGGAUCUGUCUACACUAUGCCAAGAGACUCCCUCUCCAUUGUGCUCUCCAUUGCACCCAGUCCAGCUGGCCAUUCUUUGUGAGAUAUGGGGAGGUGGGGGGACUACAGAAGAGAAGUUAGUCAUGAAUUGGCAAUAAGCCAACCCAAGAAAGGCACAUACCUGUUUCUUGGUGGUAGGAUGCGGGUACUCUUAAACAACCUCCACCUUCUGUGAUUUGAAUAUCCCCCAGAUAUCUGGUAACCCAGGCACUGUGCCAUGGUUAGCUCCAGAUGCCAUUUGGGUCCCCCAGAUGGUGCAAGUGGUGUGACAAGGUGGUGGAGUGAGCACUAGACUAUACUCAUUAGCUGCAGAAAUGUCACAGGUGCCCCAAGUAGGCAAAACGGAAGAACCUGGUACUGCCAGUGCCAGCUAGUGGUGUUAAACCUUUGUAUCAGGGGCCAGAGAGACUUGCCAGUAGCCUUUGAUGAGGUCCAGUGUUUAAAUGAACCGGGCUUUUCCCAGCCACUCAAGCAGGCCAUCCACAUGGGGAGGGGAUAGCUUUAGAAGGCAGAGACAUGGUUAAGUUUCUGGAAGUCAUUACAUAGUCAGAGACUCCCAUCAUGCUUUGGCACAGUAACAGUAGUGCUGGGCCUGGUGCUGGCACAUUCCUCUAUGAUCCAUAUAAACUGUUUUAGGCUUUUAAUUGUUAACUGUUAAUUAUACUUUAAAGUUUUUUUUUAAAUAAGAAUAUAACGACAAAGGCAAUUUUCUGCUCAUUGUUCUAAAAUGUUUUAAGAUUAAUAUAAAGUUAUUUUCCAUUUCCUAUUGCCACUACUAUUAAAAAAUAAAAUAUUAAUGAUUUAAUGACCAGCAAUUCAAUCUAUAAGUACUUAAAAUCAUACUGUACUUAUGCUGUAAUUAUUUUAAGUAAUUACAGUAUUCCCCUGUAAAAUACAGUGCAUUGCUGUAGGCAAUAGAGUUUAAUACUGUAAAAUGAUGUGAUGCUACAGUAGUAGUGCAUUUACAACAAAAGGUUUUACAGUGUAUGCUGUAAGCAUGUACUAAUACUGAAAUUGUGUUUAACAGGGUAAAUGUAAAAUCAUUCUAAAAGUAUGAUCACAGCAACAACAUAUAAAUUGGAGACUGAUCUUCAUUAUCUAUUUUAAAUCAGUAAUAUAUAUGGGAAUUCUGUAUUGUAUUUUUUUAUUACAUUUUUGCAUAUUUUAUUAGUUAGAUCACUAGUGACUUUAAUAACAAGCAGCUUGUAUAAAACAUUAGACCAUAUUAAAUUUCUUUUCUCACAGUUAAAUUGUAAGGUAGCAUGUAUAUAGUGAAGAAGGUAGAUGAGCUCCAUCUUGUGUGCAUUUCCAAGUUAUUCUGUGCUACUAAUUUUCUUAGCAAAACAAUUCCCUAUCAACAUACACUAUAUUGCCAAAAGUAUUCGCUCACCUGCCUUGACUCGCAUAUGAACUUAAGUGACAUCCCAUUCCUAAUCCAUAGGGUUCAAUAUGACGUCGGUCCACCCUUUGCAGCUUCAACUCUUCUGGGAAGGCUGUCCACAAGGUUUAGGAGUGUGUUUAUGGGAAUUUUUGACCAUUCUUCCAGAAGCGCAUUUGUGAGGUCACACACUGAUGUUGGACGAGAAGGCCUGGCUCUCAGUCUCCACUCUAAUUCAUCCCAAAGGUGUUCUAUCGGGUUGAGGUCAGGACUCUGUGCAGGCCAGUCAAGUUCAUCCACACCAGACUCUGUCAUCCAUGUCUUUAUGGACCUUGCUUUGUGCACUGGUGCACAGUCAUGUUGGAAGAGGAAGGGGGCAGCUCCAAACUGUUCCCACAAAGUUGGGAGCAUGGAAUUGUCCAAAAUGUGUUGGUAUGCUGAAGCAUUCAGAGUUCCUUUCACUGGAACUAAGGGGCCAAGCCCAGCUCCUGAAAAACAACCCCACACCAUAAUCCCCCCUCCACCAAACUUUACACUUGGUCCAUCAGAUUGCCAGAUGGAGAAGUGCGAUUCGUCACUCCAGAGAACGCGUCUCCACUGCUCUAGAGUCCAGUGGCGGCGUGCUUUACACCACUGCAUCCGACGCUUUGCGUUGCACUUGGUGAUGUAUGGCUUGGAUGCAGCUGCUCGGCCAUGGAAACCCAUUCCAUGAAGCUCUCUGCGCACUGUUCUUGAGCUAAUCUGAAGGCCACAUGAAGUUUGGAGGUCUGUAGCGAUUGACUCUGCAGAAAGUUGGCGACCUCUUCGCACUAUGCGCCUCAGCAUCCGCUGACCCCGCUCCGUCAGUUUACGUGGCCUACCACUUCGUGGCUGAGUUACUGUCGUUCCCAAACACUUCCAUGUUCUUAUAAUACAGCUGACAGUUGACUGUGGAAUAUUUAGGAGCGAGGAAAUUUCACGACUGGAUUUGUUACACAGGUGGCAUCCUAUCACAGUUCCACGCUGGAAUUCACUGAGCUCCUGAGAGUGACCCAUUCUUUCACAAAUGUUUGUAAAAACAGUCUGCAUGCCUAGGUGCUUGAUUUUAUACACCUGUGGCCAUGGAAGUGAUUGGAACACCUGAUUCUGAUUAUUUGGAUGGGUGAGCGAAUACUUUUGGCAAUAUAGUGUAUUUCCCUUUUAAAAGAACAGUAGGAUAGUGUGUGGCUGUUGUUGUGACAUGGGUAAGUUGUCACAUUGGUAAUACAUACAAUAACUCAAAACUUAAAUAGCUGUUCCCUUUCAAGGGAACUCAACACUGUGUCAUGGCUGACACUAUGAGAACGCAUCUAUGCAGAAGUUGUGUCUGAAGCUCUGUGUGAAAUGAUUCUGAUUUUUCAGCUCGGGUAGCUCAUGUGAUAAAGCAGAGUGUGCCAGCAAGACCAUAUAACGGCAUCUCUGUCACAUUACUUCAGCUUCUUUGUCUUCAGGAAGUGCUCUGUUUAUGUUCGUGUCAAUUGUUUGUCCUAUCUGUCUAGACUUGGGAAAAAGAAAAUAUAUGUAAAAGAUUUAGGAAGUUAACACUCAAGGAUAUUGGGUUGCAGAUCAGGCCCGAAGACUGAUUUGCGACUUUAUCCUGAAGGGUGCCUAUCUUCACAUAGGCAUCUUGCCAGAGCAUACAAGACUCCCCUGGUUCACUUUUGGGGUGAAGCGUACGGGUCCCGGGAUCCCCUCUAGGCCUAGUCUUAUUUUUCACCCUCACAAAGUGCAUGGAGACUGCUCUGGCAUCAUUGCUCCCAGGGGCAUCCUUAUACUCAAUUAUCCAGAUGACUGGUUCAUCUCGGCUCAGUUGAGAGAAGUGGCAGCCAGGCAUUGAGAUGGCAUGCUUGCCCACAUGAGGUCCCUAGGCCUCAACUCAGCGAAGUGUGUGCUUUAUCCCUCUUUGAGAACCACCUUCUUGGGGAUUGUUUGGGAUUCAGCCAUGAUGCAGGAACAUCUGUCCCCUCUCAGGGGAUUCUAUCCUUUCUGGUAUAAAGGACAUCUGACUAGGCCAAUGGUUCUCUGCCACCCAGGCAUGAUUGGGAAGCAUGAUCGGGAAACAUGCUUCCUGUUGAGGAAUGGCAUCUUCGUAGAUGGUGGAAUGUAUAUUAUUAAUUAUUAAUUAUUAAUUAUUAAUUGCAUGGAAUGCAAUUUUUUGCUGGGUAGAAAUGACUAUGUUCACCUCUGAGUAGUUGAACUUCUGGGCAGUGCAUUCCCCACCAGGAUAUUUGUGCUGCCAAUGGAUUGGUCCUCUCCACACACCCUUACCAUGUUCUAUUACCUGGACCUGGACCUUGACUCCUGGCUCCUGGGUCUUACAGGGCUGAUGGUGCUCUGCUCCUGGCCUGUUUGUGCCCUCUGGGACAGACAUCUCCUGGCAUGUGGCGCUGUUGGUAUUGGCAUUCUCAUAGCAUCCCAUGACACAGUGUCAAGUUCCCUCGAAAGGGAACUACACCAGGUUAUGUAUGUAACUCAGUUCUGUGAGAAGGGAAUGAGAUGCUGUACAGACCCUGUGCACCCACUUGCGCUUCCUUUAGAUGAAUAGAAGCUGGAGUUAUGUGAAAUAGAUGCCUUUUUAUAGUCUUGCUGGUGCACUCUGAUUCAUCACUUGACUGACCAGAGCCGAUAUAUCUGUGUGAUUUCACACAGAGCUUCAGACACAACUUCCACAUAGUAGCAUUUCCAUAGUCAUUAUACAGCUUCUUGUUCCCUUCUCAGGGAACCGGGUUACAUACAUAACCAGGUGUAGUUUUGUGUGACUUUAUAUUCAUAUGAGGUCAGCUUCCUGGCAUAUGAAUUGACAACUUCAAAAGUGUGUUAAGCUCUCACCGUGAAAGAUCGUCUGACUUCCUCUUCUUCUUUCCCGACAGGUACCUGUGGAAGCAUUCCAGCAGUGUGGCCCCACUAGGAUACCUAAACCUAAGGUCUACAGUACCCCAACAGGAACAAAUUCCAGGGCUGCACUGACACAAAGCAGCGGAACUGCCCAAGCCCUGCCUAAAUUAGGG